Messenger RNA from Panthera uncia (snow leopard), 1449 nucleotides. RefSeq names its product vesicle trafficking 1 (gene VTA1). Bases 44 to 964 code for a protein of 306 amino acids. Lineage: Eukaryota; Metazoa; Chordata; Mammalia; Carnivora; Felidae. Gene Ontology annotation, biological process: late endosome to vacuole transport via multivesicular body sorting pathway. The record is from RefSeq and is a predicted model, not a curated record. The transcript has 8 exons. Gene Ontology annotation, cellular component: multivesicular body.
GUCGGUAGCGCGCGAGUAGGAAGUGGUGAUUCCUGGAAUAGAGAUGGCCGCGCUUGCUCAGCUGCCCCCACUCCCCCCCCAGUUUAAGAGCAUACAGCAUCAUCUGAGGACGGCUCAGGAGCAUGACAAGCGGGACCCUGUGGUCGCUUAUUACUGUCGUUUAUAUGCAAUGCAAACUGGAAUGAAGAUUGAUAGUAAAACUCCAGAAUGUCGUAAAUUUUUAUCAAAGCUAAUGGAUCAGUUAGAAGCUCUUAAGAAACAGUUGGGUGAUAAUGAAGCUAUUACUCAAGAAAUAGUUGGUUCUGCCCACUUGGAGAAUUAUGCUUUGAAAAUGUUUUUGUAUGCAGAUAAUGAAGAUCGUGCUGGACGAUUUCACAAAAACAUGAUCAAGUCUUUCUAUACUGCAAGUCUUUUAAUAGAUGUCAUAACAGUGUUUGGAGAACUCACUGAUGAAAAUGUGAAACACAGAAAGUAUGCAAGGUGGAAGGCAACAUAUAUCCAUAACUGUUUAAAGAAUGGAGAGACUCCUCAAGCAGGGCCUGUUGGAAUUGAAGAAGAUAAUGAUGUUGAAGAAAAUGAAGAUGCCGGGGCCACACCCCUGCCUACCCAGCCACCCCGGCCUUCAUCUUCAGCUUACGACCCAGGCAGCGUGCCGUCCAGCAGCUUCACGGGAAUCCAGAUCCCCCCCGGUGCACACGCUCCAGCCAACACGCCAGCGGAAGUGCCUUCCAGCGCAGGUGUAACAAGUAAUACUAUCCAGCCUACUCCCCAGACUGUUCCGGCUAUUGAUCCUGCACUUUUCAGUACAGUGUCCCAGGCGGAUAUCCGUCUAACACCAGAGGACUUUGCCAGAGCUCAGAAAUACUGCAAGUAUGCUGGCAGUGCUCUGCAGUAUGAGGAUGUCAGCACAGCGGUGCAGAAUCUACAGAAGGCCCUCAAGUUGCUAACUACGGGCAGAGAAUGAAGCCUUUGUACCACACGUCCGUACAUUUUUGGCUUAAAGAACUAACAGUCCAUUACUCUCUCUUCAGCCUAUCAGGAGCACAGUUUUAAGGAAGACUUCAGUCGCAUUGACUAUAACAAUGAAAUCUGUGUCUGUGUAUCAGAUUCCUGUUGAAGCAUUCAGCAGCAGCCUCAACCAGUUUUCAUUGUCCAUUUAGUGGAUCCAGUAAUCUCCGGGUAUAUUGGGCUGAUGUUAGCAAGAUCCAGAAAUGCCCAUUGAACCCUGCUUCAGAGAAUGAAAUCACACUUCUAUAAAAUGUAUUGGGAUUCACAUUGUAUCUUAAUAUACAUAAAUUAAAGACUUUUAAAAAUCUUAUAAUUUGGACGCACAGGCUAUAUUACUUUGCUAUAAAAUUCUAAAUUUAACUUUUAAUAGAAAUUGCCAGAAUAUUCUAGAUUAGAGAUCAUGUUUCCACCCUCCCCCCCCCCCCGGAUUUAUAAAACAAA